Messenger RNA from Protobothrops mucrosquamatus (brown spotted pit viper), 3018 nucleotides. It is a transcript of the gene TBC1D5, whose product is annotated as TBC1 domain family member 5. Gene Ontology annotation, molecular function: GTPase activator activity. The transcript is spliced from 23 exons. Bases 218 to 2686 code for a protein of 822 amino acids. Gene Ontology annotation, biological process: activation of GTPase activity. The record is from RefSeq and is a predicted model, not a curated record. NCBI's taxonomy places the organism in Eukaryota, Metazoa, Chordata, Lepidosauria, Squamata, Viperidae.
GCUCUCCCAAGCCCCGCUUUGCUUUGGCGGGUCGAUGGAUCUCUGAGCGAGGGAGGGACGCAGGCGGGGAGGAGGGAGGUGAAUGCCCCCUCUUCAGUGCCUUUGCACCAACAGCAGCAGCAAAACUUCUGAAGGUUUGGAGAAGAUUGUAAAACAACGGCCAAGAAGGACUAUAGCAGUAUUAUAAUUCAGCUUACUGGACGUGCCAAAUCUCAAUAUGUAUCACUCUGUUUCUGGAGCUAGCCAUCCUUUGCAAGCUGAGGAGCAAGAAAUAGGGAUUGAUCCCCUUCAGAGUUAUGGGAACAAAACUGAUGAAGAUGUGUCAAAUGAAAAUGGAAGAGUACAGCUUACUUUGGAUACUGAUGGGAUCUUUUUAUCAUAUAGUAAAGAAUGGGAAGAAUUAUUUGUAAACAACAAUUACUUGGCAACCAUACGGCUGAAGGGGAUUAAUGGGCAGCUGAGAAGCAGCAGGUUUCGUAGUGUUUGCUGGAAGCUAUUUCUGAAUGUUCUACCUUCUGAUAGAAAUCAUUGGAUUACAAAAACAAUAAAAUUAAGAGCAUUAUACAAUAAUGUAAAAGAAAUUCAUAUUACAAACCCUCGGAAAGCUGGACAGCAAGACGUAAUGAUCAACAACCCACUCUCACAGGAUGAAGGGAGUCUUUGGAACAAAUUUUUUCAGGACAAAGAACUUCGAGGAAUGAUUGAACAAGAUGUAAAACGAACCUUUCCUGAAAUGCAGUAUUUCCAGGAAGAAAAUGUGAGGAAAAUUCUUACGGACAUUCUCUUCUGUUAUGCUCGGGAAAAUGAGCAGUUACUUUAUAAACAGGGUAUGCAUGAACUUUUAGCACCUAUUGUCUUUAUUCUGCAUUGUGACCACCAAGCUUUUCUACAUGCAAGUGAAGCAGCACAACCAAGUGAGGAAAUGAACGUUCUUUUGAAUCCUGACUACCUGGAGCAUGAUGCCUAUGCAAUGUUCACUCUUCUAAUGAAAACAGCGGAACAUUGGUUUUCAACUUAUGAGCAUGACAGUCAAAAGGAAAAAGAUGCUGCGAUGACCCCUAUUCCGUUUGCAAGACCACAAGAUUUAGGUCCAUCAAUAGCCAUUGUUGCAAAAGUUAAUCAGAUCCAAGAUCAUUUGCUAAAGAAACAUGACAUUGAGCUCUACAUGCAUCUGAAUAGGCUUGAGAUUGCACCUCAGAUUUAUGGACUGAGAUGGAUAAGGCUUCUGUUUGGACGAGAAUUUCUCCUUCAGGACCUUCUUGUUGUGUGGGAUGCUUUAUUUGCUGACAGCAUCACUCUUGAUUUGGUUGACUACAUUUUCUUAGCUAUGUUGCUAUAUAUUAGAGAUGCCUUGAUAUCAAGUAAUUAUCAGACUUGCUUGGGCCUUCUGAUGCAUUAUCCACCUAUCGGAGAUGUUCAUUCAUUAAUCUUGAAAGCCCUUUUUCUCAGAGAUCCAAAGAGAAAUCCCAGACCUAUAGCUCACCAAUUCCAACAGAAUUUGGAUUACUACAAAGCACGUGGAGCUGACUUAAUGAAUAAAACUCGUAUCAAUGCAAAGGUUGCUCCUCUGAACAUAAAUAAAGUUUCCAGUAGCUUAUUGAAUUUUGGCCGCAAGCUGAUAUCCCCAGCAAUGACUUCUAGCAGUGCAACUCUUCCAGUUGCAGGUAGCAGUGGCAAUGUUUCUUCUGUUGUCAUGCCCACAAGGAGCACAGUAGAACUCCCUCCAUCUCAGCAGCAAAGAAUAAUGAAAUCUGAAAGUGUGCCAGUUCAGCUAAGCAAAGGAGAAGUAGUUAAAGGCAGUGAUGUUCCAAUAUCAGUUCCUGUCCAGAAUCUAAGCAACUUCCACGGAACAGUUACUACAGUAACACAUGGGCAAAGUACAAAAAAUGGGAGUCCUUCUCCAAGCAUUGAAAGUUUUUCUGGAGGACGUGAAUCCACUGAAUCUCCUCCUUUGUCUGCAACCAAGAAGGAAUCUUUUUUCAGUACAAUUUCCCAUUCACGUUCUCAUAGCAGAAAUAUGAGCAAAAAAGAAUCUGAAGAAGAAUUAGAGACUCAGAUUUCAUUUCUUCAAGGACAAUUGAAUGAGUUAGAAGCUAUGUGUAAAUAUUGUGCAAAAAUGAUGAACAUACAUCUAGGAAAUAUUCAAGAAGUCAUCCUGCAAGAACACUUGGAAAAAGAAGAUGAAAUUUUAGUUUCUUUGGCUGGGCUGAAGCAGAUUAAAGAUAUUCUGAAAGGCUCCCUCCGUUUCAAUCAGAGCCAAUUGGAAGCAGAAGAGAACGAACAGAUUACAAUAGAAGAUGAUCAUUAUUGUUCCAGCAAUCAGAACAAGAAGGCAGUUGAAAACAUAGAAAACCCCUCAGCUCCAAAGCAGUCUGUCCCUCUAUUGAAGAAGGCUACUGAUCAUCCAGGUAGAAGUCCUGUUAAAAGACACAGUGAUGAUUACAUCCUGGUUUCUAAAGAGGAAGGAAAAGUUGUUUCUGCUUCUUAUCAGGAACAGACUUUACCUGCUUCCCAGGAUAUGAACAUGAAGACUGAGGCUCCAUGUCACACUUCUUUAGCCUUCACUGAUCCACUGAUGGGAUCUAUGUCUGCCUCUUCAAGUAACCUCAGUUCUAGUCCUGAUGAUAGCAGCAGCAACAACAGCAAGGAUUCUGAUUUUACAAUUGUUAGCCCUCUUGAAAUGUAAGAAAGCUAUUCAAGAAGUUAGCAUCUCCUGUGCCUCAAGACUUGGUCUGUUGUGAUUUCAGAUUUAUAAGGCUAAACAUGUCAGUGAACAGAUACCAUCAAGGCAACCCAGGUUAACCAGAAACUAAAAACAACAAACAUGUAAUAAUUUCCUUUACAAUACACACAUGUAAUACCAAGAUGUAAUAUAUGAGUGCAGAUACUUGUUGGUUUACUCCUGUUAACAGAUUUUUGAAACCUUGAGUUAGUAAGUUUUUAUUCCCCCAUCAUAUAAAAUAAGUCUCAUGAAUUUACUGGAAAGUACCUACUCAAAUAUAGGGAAACAAAUGAAUA